Molecule: messenger RNA, 2261 nt
Organism: Thamnophis elegans (Western terrestrial garter snake)
Lineage: Eukaryota; Metazoa; Chordata; Lepidosauria; Squamata; Natricidae
Gene: STK35
Product: serine/threonine kinase 35
Exons: 3
Coding region: 238-1458 (406 amino acids)
Biological process (GO): axon extension; protein autophosphorylation; autophagy
Cellular component (GO): autophagosome; cytoplasm
Molecular function (GO): ATP binding; protein serine/threonine kinase activity
Source: RefSeq, a predicted model, not a curated record
CUCGUUUCAAAUCUCGCCUCAGCCGCUCCGGCCGACCAGCCGCAGCCAGCCAGCCAGACGGGCGGACGGGCGAGGAAGCGAGCCGGAAAAGCAGCGAACGUGAGCCUCCGUCGAGCCCCGGUCCGGCGGGGCGGGCGGCAUGAAGAGGGGCGAUCCCCGCCCGCGACGACUCCGACCACGACGGCCAAAAAGGCGGCGGCGGCGACUGCGGCGGGUAGGCCCCGCCGCGGCGUUGUUAUGGAAACGGGCGGCGACGGCGGCCGCCGAGGGACAGAAAGGUUGCCCGAGCGGCGCCUGAGGCGCGCCGAGCGCGAGCGGCUCCCGCCGCCGCCUCCUCCUCCUCCGCCGUUUCUGAGGGGCGCCUCGGCCGCCAUGGAAGGCCGGCCGGUGGGUCGCCCGAGCCGGGCCUCUCCACCGGCCAAAGCCGCCUUGGCUUCCCCUCCUCGCUACCGCCUGGUGUCGGAAAUCGGGCGCGGGGCCUACGGCGUGGUCUACGAGGCGGUGUCGGGCCGCAGCGGCGCCCGCCUGGCCGUCAAGCGGCUGCGUUGCGACGCUCCCGAGAACGUGGAGCUGGCCCUGGCCGAGUUCUGGGCCCUGACCAGCCUCCGCCGCCACCACCCCAACGUGGUGCGCUUCGAGGAGUGCGUCCUGCAGCGCGACGGGCUCGGGCAGCGCAUGAGCCACGGCAACAAGCAGAGCGCGCUCUACCUCCGCCUGGUCGAGACCUCCCUCAAGGGCGAGAGGAUUCUGGGUUACGCCGAAGAGCCCUGUUACCUGUGGUUCGUCAUGGAGUACUGCGAAGGGGGAGACCUGAACCAGUACAUUCUUUCCCGCAGGCCCGACCCGGCCACCAACAAGAGUUUCAUGCUCCAGCUGACCAGCGCCAUUGCGUUCCUGCACAAAAACCACAUCGUGCACCGAGACCUGAAGCCGGACAAUAUCCUGAUCACCGAGCAGUCGGGAGCUCCGGUUCUCAAAGUCGCCGACUUUGGGCUGAGCAAAGUGUGCGCGGGAUUGACCGCCCGAGGCAAGGGCGGCGGCGGCGAUGGCGACGACGACAAAAAUGUGAAUGUGAACAAGUACUGGUUGUCCUCGGCUUGCGGUUCGGAUUUCUACAUGGCCCCCGAAGUGUGGGAGGGACACUACACGGCCAAGGCGGACAUCUUUGCGCUGGGCAUCAUUAUCUGGGCCAUGAUCGAGCGGAUCACCUUCAUCGACGCCGAGACCAAGAAGGAACUCUUGGGGACUUACGUCAAGCAGGGGGGCGAGAUCGUACCCGUCGGGGAAGCUCUGCUAGAGAACCCAAAGAUGGAGCUGCACAUUCCUCAGAAACGCAGGACUUCCAUGUCUGAAGGGAUCAAGCAGCUCCUGAAAGACAUGCUGGCUGCUAACCCACAGGAUCGACCCGAUGCCUUUGAGCUUGAAUCCAGAAUGGACCAGGUUACUUGUGCUGCUUAAACUCAGGUCAACGUCUCGGUGGGCUCUGAAAACAGGGAAUUUUUUUUUACAGGGACCGAGAGUCUCCCCGACGGACAGACAAACUGAAGAAGCGACUAACACGGACACCCAAGUUCUCUCUGGUCACCGCGAAACUUUUGAGACUCGUCCGGAGAGCCCCCAGGAGAUUCAAGGCGGGCAGGAGCUGCUCUGCGACCUACUUCAUUAUAAGAUUAUUAAAUCCUCUCUUCUUUUUUUUUUUUACAUUUCCCCUUCCUUUCCCCCCCCCCCCCCCCCCCCCCCCCGCCAGCUCACCUUUGCUUAUUCAUUCGAUCUGUGCAGUUCUUCUGGAAUUCCUCUUUCACUCAAAAUACUGAAAGAAAGAGAGAAAAAAUCGCCCCAGCAAAUAAUUUUCUGUUGCUGCUACUGUUAAGGACCAGAAUUCUGGGACAAAAUGUACAUGAGGUUUUGGAUUUCCCCCUCCUCCGUCUCCUAAUGUUGUUGAACAGGGUGAUAUUUUGUUGGAGAGUAGGAAGAUCUGUGAAGAUUUUAUUUUAUUUUUUUGUUUCUGGUUGCUGCUGCUUAGCCCCUAAAGCUAGAAACACAGUUGAACACAUAAUUCUCCUGCUCCCCUUUUUUUGUCAAAACAACCUAGAUCGGGGGGGGGGGGGGACCUAAAAUAUGUGAUAUAUCAGAUAGGGAUAUUUAAGGCAGACACACACACACACACACACCUUUCCAGUUGGCUGCUGGGUUAGAAACCCACAUCUAACUCAUCACAGCAGCUGGUGUUUGUGUACCAAAUUUUACAGAAAAGUGUUUAG